AUGGCCAGCACCGUGUCGCUACUGCGCAAGCUGAUCCUCGAGUCUCCCCCGGGAGAAUGGGCCAUUAACCAGCUGCGCGAACUCUUGAUUGGCUCUCUGAAGCAGGGCCCGGUCCCCCAGCAUGUCGCCUUUGAAAUGGAUGGCAACCGACGUUACGCUCGAACUCAUCGAAUGGAAACUGUCGAGGGCCACCACCGCGGCUUCGAAGCACUCGCCAGGAUAAUGGAAAUUUGUUACAAGUGUGGCGUCAAGGUCGUCACCGUAUAUGCAUUUAGCAUUGAAAACUUUAACCGACCCAAGUAUGAGGUCGAAGGCCUCAUGCAGCUUGCCAAGGUUAAACUUGAGCAGCUCACUACCUAUGGAGAUAUCCUCGACCGCUACGGCGCAUCCGUGCGUGUUCUCGGCCAGCGCGAUAUGAUUCGCGACGAUGUCCUGCAAGUAGUUGACAAGGCCGUUGCCCGAACAAAGCACAACAACAAGGCUGUGCUAAACAUCUGCUUUCCCUACACCUCCCGAGCCGAAAUCACUACCGCUAUCCGCGAGACUGUCCAAGAUUUUCUCACUCCCCCUCCGCCCAAAAAUACACCAUUUUCGCCUUCGCGCAUUCGACAAAAGGUUCUCUCUUCCCAGUACGACGAUCGCGACACGCUUCCCACCAUUCGCGAUGCCUCGCCAGACGACCGUACCGAGGGCGACAAGGACGUAGACGGCGACACGGGCGACUCCUCAUCGACUCUGUUGCCCGACUCACCUCAGCCCCGCCAUCGCGCGAGGAAAAGCUCCGUUGACUUGUCGACACUUCCCAAUCCCGACACCAUCACGGCCGAUACUCUAGACAGCCACAUGUACACUGCAACCGAUCCGCCUCUGGACGUCUUUGUCCGCACCAGUGGUGUGGAGCGUCUUAGCGACUUUAUGCUUUGGCAAUGCCAUCAGGAUACACACAUUUUUUUCCUCAAGUGCUUCUGGCCAGACUUUGACCUGCAGCACUUCGUCUUUGUUCUGCUUGAGUGGCAGUGGAGGCAGAAGCAGAAGGCGAGGGAUGGCUCGGGGCCGACUAAGAGCAACAAGGCGCGCCGGGCGCUCGAAUAA
Molecule: messenger RNA, 1092 nt
Organism: Beauveria bassiana ARSEF 2860
Lineage: Eukaryota; Fungi; Ascomycota; Sordariomycetes; Hypocreales; Cordycipitaceae
Product: Di-trans-poly-cis-decaprenylcistransferase-like protein
Exons: 3
Coding region: 1-1092 (363 amino acids)
Cellular component (GO): membrane; endoplasmic reticulum; dehydrodolichyl diphosphate synthase complex
Molecular function (GO): ditrans,polycis-polyprenyl diphosphate synthase [(2E,6E)-farnesyl diphosphate specific] activity
Source: RefSeq, a predicted model, not a curated record